AUGGAGCCCUCCAUGGCGACCAGUGGCAGGGCCUCUUUCUGUCCUCUCUCUGUCAAAGGCUUGGUGGGCCAAUCGGAGUGGUCCAAGCAUUUCCCAGACUGUGGUGGUACAUCUCAGUCCCCCGUUGACGUGGUAACCACCCAGACUAAAUAUGACUCUAGUUUGAUCCCUCUGACCCCACUGGGCUACAGUCAGCACGGCAACAAACCUUUCACUCUGUACAAUAACGGACACACAGUUGUGAUUGAGAUGCCAGAGUGGAUGGGACUAGGGGGGCUGCCCUGGCUCUUUACAGCCGUACAACUGCACCUCCACUGGGGCAGUGGCGCCGGGCCCCGGGGGGGCAGCGAACACACCAUUAAUGGACUGAGUGCAGAUGCAGAGCUACACGUGGUGCACUACAACUCGGAGCUCUACCCCAAUAUGUCCACCGCGAUGACACAGAAAGAUGGCCUGGCUGUUUUAGGAAUUCUCAUUGUGACAGGUAAAGAGACAAACCCAGCAUUUAACAACAUCCUCAACUACCUGAGCCGCAUCAGACAUGCUGACCAGAAAGUGCUCAUCCCAGGCUUCGAUGUCCAGUCCCUGCUCCCUAAGGAUCUGGGACGCUACUAUCGCUACAAUGGCUCCCUAACAACACCGCCCUGCUACCAGAGUGUUAUCUGGACAUUAUUCCACGAAAGGGUUCAAAUCUCACAGGCACAGCUGUUGAAGAUGGAGACAAUACUUUACUCCAGUAAAGCUGAAGAGCAUGACAGGAUGCCGUUGCAGGACAACUACCGUACGACACAGCUGCUCAAUCACAGGGUCAUCUUCACCUCCUUCUCUGCAGAAUCAGGACAAGAACUCUCUCCUGGUGAAGUCACAGCCGUAGUGAUAGGGGUGAUGUGUGGCUGUGUAGGCCUAGCAGUAAUCGUUCGCUUCAUCGUGAAGACAAUACGAUUCUUUACACUCCUCCACCAUGAAACAGUUGUGGUAAACAGCUCUACCUCUAGCUGGGAUGUCCUUCUCAGUAACCGGCCUGCUCCCGUGCCCAGGAUGAAGGAGCCAGAAACAGCAAAUGAGAAAAGACAAGACAUGGCUCUGAACUCGACCUCUGAAGCAGAAAAGAAGGAGGAGCCCUCGCCAUCUCCUCAGACUGACUCCUAGGUGACAACAUGGCUCAAGUCCGGCCUCUUCCUCCCCCCUGUCAAUAAUGUUAUCACUGAUCAGUAACAAAAGCAGCAGGAAAAAACAUUUUAUGAAGAGUGAAUGAAGGAUGUAAUCUGGAUUCAGGACAAGUCAGCUGCUGCCAUAAUCACUUGUCUUCUUUUUUAAAUUUAUCUUUAAAAAUUCAAAUCCAGUGAUGUUGGCAGUGUUGGUAUCAGAACCUUUAUUCACUUUGCACAAGAAGAACCUGGUGUAUAUUUAUUAGUUUGGUGGUUCAGACUUGCAUGUUUGUGAUGCAUGAUUGUCUCAUGUAAAUACUUUGUAUAUUUCAUUGUUUUUUCCCCACAUUUUGCUGUUAUUUCAUCCUGUUCAUCCUACCUUGACACAUGCACACUGCACUGUAUGAGAUGUUAUAGACUUGUUUAUUGAUGAAUUAAUAAUCAAUGUAUUUAUGUUAUUUUGCCCCAUGACUUGAGCAUUAAAACAAAAUGGACAAUUUGGUUUUUAAAUAUAUGAGAGGUAAAUGAAAGCAAAUUCAAAUCCUAUGAUUAAGAUCUAAAGGAAUUAGCACAUUUGAUUAGUAUAUUCUGAUGCUGUUUGAAUUUAUUUCAGCAGAUUAUACUGUAAAUGGAGGAAUUACAUUUAUGUACAUGUGUUCAUUUUCUGAAAAAAUGAUUGUCGGUGCAAUAUACUGUAUGGUGUUUAUCUGAUUGAUUAUUCUGUUGUAUACAACUGGUCAGUAUGGGCACCACAUUAAAACACUUGAAUGGUAGCCUCACCUGUGUUAGAUUUUUUCCCCAUAGUGUGUGUAUCACAAAAAAACAUCACUGCCUCAUCCCACAAGUUUCUAAAAUUCAAGUCUUUGGUGAAGUGGUCUUAUUGACAUGCAGAUUUGUGUUGAUUUGUUGUGUGUCUUGUUCUCAUCACAUUUCCCAUGUUAUUUCUGUCAUGAUUCGGUUCCGCUGCUUCCUGUCCGGCUUUUAUUUUGACAUUACUUCCUGUUUUGUUUCACCUUAG
This is a messenger RNA of Monopterus albus (swamp eel), 2166 nucleotides long. Its product is annotated as carbonic anhydrase 14-like. Gene Ontology annotation, cellular component: plasma membrane. NCBI's taxonomy places the organism in Eukaryota, Metazoa, Chordata, Actinopteri, Synbranchiformes, Synbranchidae. The record is from RefSeq and is a predicted model, not a curated record. Gene Ontology annotation, molecular function: carbonate dehydratase activity; zinc ion binding.